AUGAUUUCAAAUUAUUUAUUUAUUUAUUGUUAUUCAGUCACCACUUUCUUCGUGUUCGUGAAAGAUGUAUCUGCACUGAUUAGAGUUCGAGAUAAUUGGAUGGUCGACGAAUAUGACAGAGUGCGAUUGUUUCAUGGUUUCAACUCCGUGAAAAAAGGUCCGCCGUGGUUUGACGAGCAAAUUUUGAACGAAACACGUUUGCUCUAUUAUAAUAGGUGGGGUUUUAAUGUCGUUCGAUUGGGGACAAUGUGGUCAGGAGUAGAACCAAGCGAAAACGAGUUCAAUGAAACUUAUAUUGAUAUUUUGUACAAAAUAACAGAAACUUUGGAUAAAUAUGGAAUGAACGUCAUAUUAGAUGCUCAUCAAGAUGUAUUUUCAUCUGCCGUUUGUGAGGAUUGUUACGAUGGCUUCCCUAGGUGGCUUAGCAGAAAUUUCACUCCAAGCAUUUUGAAAUAUCCCUGGCCAUUCAAUUAUAUUUCAGGUGAGAAUUGGGCUUUAGGAUAUUUAACUUAUUCAGUCAGUUCAGCAUUUCAACAGUUUUAUGACAACACUUCUGGAUCUGCUGACAAAUUUGUUAGAUUCUGGGUAAAGAUUGCUGAAAAAUUUAAAAAUCAAAACAAUAUCCUUGGUUAUGAACUACUGAAUGAACCUUGGGCAGGUAAUGUAUUUUAUAAUCCACAAUUAUUACUACCAGGAAUUGCUGGGUAUCAAAAUUUAAAACCAUUAUAUGAUAGACUAUUUGUUGAAAUUAGAAAAGUAGAUGAUCACACAAACAUUUUUUAUGAGCCAGUAACUUGGGGAGUGCUUGGAAGGAGUGAACUGUUUGGAAGUGGUUUCAAAGAACUUCCAGGUGGUGAAUCAUUUCAGAAUAGAAGCGUUUUCUCCUAUCAUAUUUAUUGUUGGGUUAUGAAUGUUAGUGCCUUACAUUCCAAAUAUCCAUGGCCUUUGAAAGCUUUGUGUGACAGCAUACUAGCCAGUAAUAUAUUUCUCACUGUUGCUGAUGAUAUUCUAAAAACGGGUGGUUCUUCAUUUUUGACAGAAUUUGGACUUUGUGAGCCUGAUGGCAAUCCUCUCAGCAUCGACACAAUGGAAUGCGAUUUCAUUCUGGAUAAAUCUGAUGAGCAUCUUCAGUCAUGGACUUAUUGGGACUCAUUAUUUUUCGAUGAUAACGGAUUUCCGAAGCCUGAAGUAAUAAAAUCAUUUUCGAGGCCUUAUGCAAUGGCCACGGCAGGCAUUCCAGUCAUGAUGAAGUUUGAUUUAGAUGAACAAAUCUUUCAAUUUGAGUUCAGAUCUAGAACAAAGAUAAGAAGUUCAACAGAGAUAUUCAUUCCAAUCAUUCAUUAUCCUGAUGAACUGCUUGUUGACACACAACCUCUGCUGAAAUGGAUUUAUCAUAAGAAAUCAUCUUUAUUUAAAAUUUAUACAUUCCAUUUGCUUGAUAACACUCUUGUUAAGAUAACCAUUAAGCCUUUGCAUUGA
Helobdella robusta is the source of this 1479-nucleotide messenger RNA. RefSeq lists its product as hypothetical. NCBI's taxonomy places the organism in Eukaryota, Metazoa, Annelida, Clitellata, Rhynchobdellida, Glossiphoniidae. Gene Ontology annotation, molecular function: hydrolase activity, hydrolyzing O-glycosyl compounds. The record is from RefSeq and is a predicted model, not a curated record. The coding region runs from base 1 to 1479 and encodes 492 amino acids. The transcript has a single exon.